Argiope bruennichi is the source of this 1421-nucleotide messenger RNA. RefSeq names its product tyrosyl-DNA phosphodiesterase 2-like. The coding region runs from base 145 to 1278 and encodes 377 amino acids. The record is from RefSeq and is a predicted model, not a curated record. Gene Ontology annotation, cellular component: PML body; cytoplasm. Gene Ontology annotation, molecular function: 5'-tyrosyl-DNA phosphodiesterase activity; protein binding; single-stranded DNA binding. Gene Ontology annotation, biological process: double-strand break repair. Lineage: Eukaryota; Metazoa; Arthropoda; Arachnida; Araneae; Araneidae. The transcript is spliced from 8 exons.
GUAAACAUUAUGCUCAAAGAAAAGGCGCGAUAGGUGUAAGUGGUUGUCAAGAGCUUGCUGAUUACUUUUGUUAGAACAGAGUAUACAUAUUUCAUUUGAAAUUCGAAUUAAUUAGGAGGACUGUCAGAAUUUUCAUUUUCAAAUAUGAGCUCUGAUGAUAGUGAUUGCAGUGAAGAUAUUCCAGAAGUAGCAGAGUGUCAAAGGUUAUGUGAAAAAUUUGCAGAAAUUACAGAAACUGAUGAAGCUUGUGCUCAGUUUUACUUGCAAGACCGCAAGUGGAAUUUAGAGCAAUCUGUGCAUGACUUUUUUGAAGAUAGAAAUAAUAAAGGUGCUGUACGAGUAAAUGAUAAAAAGGAAGCUCAAGUUGUUGUAGUAGUAGAUGGUAGCAAUGAAAGAUUGGCUGCUGCUGCAACAGCUGUGCUAGCAGAAUCGGCUCUUUGUCGUAGUGCUGGAAAUUCUUCACAGAAAAGAGCAUAUUCAACUACUGCAAAGGAAUUAAAUUCCAGUACAAAAAAAACAAAGCCUGUUUUGAAGUUUAUUACUUGGAAUAUUGAUGGCUUAAAUGAGAAGAAUUUGAUACUUCGUACUAAAGCUGUUUGCAAAACAAUUAUGAAUGAACAAGCAGAUAUAGUAUUUUUACAAGAGAUUGUUCCUGAAUCUGCUGAAUAUUUUUUAAAGCAACUGACAGAUUAUGAUUGUCUUUUUGGAAAUGAAGUUGGAUACUUCGUUGGUACAUUCCUCAAGAAAUCCACUGUUUCUUAUAAAGAUUUCAAGAUUAUUGACUUCACUACUAGGAUGAUGAGGAAUUGCUUAAAAGUGAAUGCUGUUUAUAAAAAUAAAAAUUUGCUUUUGUUUAAUUCCCAUCUUGAAAGCACUGCUGAAGGAGCUGAUGAGAGAAAAAUACAAUUAAAGCAAAUGUUCAAAGAAGUUUUGAUCUCUCCUAAUGAUACUACUGUAAUAUUUGCUGGCGAUUUAAAUCUCAGAGAUAAGGAGUUAAAUGAAUGGGGUGGAUUGCCAGCUGGCAUAGAUGAUCUAUGGAUAACUUGUGGACGCCGAAAAGAAUGUGCCUACACUUUUGAUAUGACUCGAAAUGAUAACCUCAUUAUAAACGCAAAGUUCAAGCCUAGAUGUAGAUUUGAUAGAGUUUAUGUUCGGCAUUCCUCUCCUCGUCAGCUAAAGCCUUCAUAUUUUGGGCUAAUAGGACUUGAACGAUUAUACCCUCACCGAUGCUUUCCAAGUGAUCAUUGGGGAAUAUUGAGUCAUUUUGAAAUGGAGUAGAAUGGAAUGCAACAGUCAAUACUACCUCCCGGUUUCCUUUUCACUCCAUUUUCUUUUCGCUUUUAGAAUUGUAUUAUAGAAUAUCAAAAUUUUGUAUAUUUUUUUUUAUUUUUGAGUUCAAUAAAAAGAACUUUUAUAGGCUU